AAGCAUAUUUUUUUACAUGGGCAACACAUAUCGGCGUGGGUUUUGGUUGAACGAUUGUUGGCGUGGGUUGAUUCAUAACAAUUUACGUAUAUUUUUAACGAAAACUGGACGAAAAACUGAAAAGACGAUUAAAUUAUUAUAUUAUGGUAAGGAGUUGGAGUCCUUCAAAGCACACUGAAUAACACAGGCCGCCGCGAUGUCGCAGCAAUACAGCCUCAGGUGGAACAACCACCAGCCGAACUUCAUAUCCAUGUUCACGACGCUGCUGAACACACAGACCCUGGUGGACGUGACCCUCGCGGCGGAGGGCAAGCAUCUGCAGGCGCACAAGAUCGUGCUCUCAGCGUGCAGCACUUACUUCCAGGUAUGCAGGUUCAUAUCCAUGUCCACGACGAUGCUGAACACCCAGACCCUGGUGGACGUGACCCUCGCGGCGCAGGGCAAGCAUCUGCAGGCGCACAAGAUCGUGCUCUCAGCGUGCAGCACUUACUUCCAGGUAUGCAGGUUCAUAUCCAUGUCCACGACGCUGCUGAACACCCAGACCCUGGUGGACGUGACCCUCGCGGCGGAGGGCAAGCAUCUGCAGGCGCACAAGAUCGUGCUCUCAGCGUGCAGCACUUACUUCCAGGUAUGCAGGUUCAUAUCCAUGUCCACGACGCUGCUGAACACCCAGACCCUGGUGGACGUGCCCCUCGCGGCGGAGGGCAAGCAUCUGCAGGCGCACAAGAUCGUGCUCUCAGCGUGCAGCACUUACUUCCAGGCGCUAUUCGUUGAUAACCCAUCCCAGCACCCCAUCGUGAUCCUCAAAGAUGUGAGCUUCGCAGACCUGCGAACCAUGGUGGAUUUCAUGUACUGCGGGGAGGUCAAUGUUACCGAGGAGCAGUUGCCACAGGUGUUAGACACAGCCAAGCACCUGAAGAUCAAAGGCCUCACCGAGAUGCCCGAGACGACCUCCCUCACCCGCUCACAAGGCAACGAGAUGCAGUCGCAGCCGGACUCGCUGGACUCGAACCGGCACUCGGCCUCGCCCGCCACAUCGCCCAACACCAAACGGAAAAGGUACGGAAUACGCAGAAAAAGCUCAACCGGUUCCACGUCGCUCAACAUGGUCGAGGAGCACCGCGAGGAGCAGCAGGAGCCCGCGCGCGAGUCCGUCACGCUCAGCAGCCUGCCGCGCAGGCGCGAGUAUGAAGACACGCAUCAGAACACCGAUCCCCACAUGAACGUGGAACCAUUGCCCAUGGAGGGGGGCUCCGCCGGUCUACCGCAAGGGGCCCAGUGGAGUAUGAUGGACACGUACCCCCGAUACUCCAACGCGUGUCUCGGCCUCCAACACGACCCGGCCAUGUACAUGGGCAACGUCAUCAACCAGCACAUGGAGAACGACAUCAACGAGUACGCCCAAGCGGUCGGAGUGACGGGCCCCAGCCCCGGACCGAGCUGCGGCCCCGAACCACAAGCCACUCAAGAACAAACCCCCCAACAACCCAAGAGGCGCAGAGCCACCAACCCACAGUCAGAAGAGAACUUCCAAAGGGCAUUGGAAGCGGUGCGCUUCGGCGGCAUUGGCUUCUGCAAAGCAGCUCGAAUGUUCGGAGUCAACAACAGAACACUCUGGCUCGAAUACAAGAAGAAAGGCUACCCCAACAACCGACCCAGCAUCAAAUCCCGCAUCAAACGGGAACACACCACCCCCCCACCAGAACACAAAGAGGACCCCCCACUACAGGAACAACAGAUGGUCCUCUGCCCCCCACACCCAGUCCCGGUCGGGUUUAUAGACUCCCGACCCUUAGACUUCAACCUACAAGGCGUCCCGCACAACUCCCCCCUCAACAUCUUAGGGGUGAACUUCAAUAACAUGCAAUAGAAUACCGCGUGCGGGGCUCCCGUUGAAGAGUACCACUUGUGACAAGAGUGGGCGGGCGAGCCGCCGGCCACCCCGCCGAGAGUCCCGCGCUACGAUAUUUAUACGCACAUGCUGAUGUAAAUAGUUACCGGGCAGCCGGCCUGCGGGUGUCUGGCUGUAGUAAAACCUUUUGACCACAGAAGACGCAAGUCUACAGCCGAUGACGUCCAUUACAAGGUUCACGAUCACGCGCUGAACACGAUCUGAUUUUAGGUGACAAAAACUGUUUAUAAGCGGUCUGUAACUAGGUUUUGGUCACAAUAACUGGUUCUUAUUGGGCAACAACUGGUUAUUCGUCACUGAUAACUGUUUUUGGGUGACCGUAAUUAGUUUUUAGCGUUCAAUAACUGCAUUUAGCAAUUUAUGGACACUAAUGACUAAACUAGUUUUUGACCACCAGUUUUUCUACGCCAAAAGGUAUUUUUCUACAGUCAGUAGGUACCCAGGUAGUAAAGUAGGUCCAGUAUUAGAGAACCCCACCUAUGACGUCAUACCUCUAUAUAGCAAUAACUGGUGGGACGCCACAAUGCCUUUUCUACUCAGGUUGAUGACGUCAUAGUUAUUGGGUGCCGCGGUCAGUAAACGCGAAGAUCGAGCUGUACUACACUAGAGGACAAUGGAAACGGGUCACUGUAUGACCAGUUUUGAUUUCAUCCGAGUUACACCCAAGCAUUUACCCAGAGUUUUAAAUUUUUAAAAGUUGCUUGGUAAAGUAAUUUUCUUUUAUAUUUUGUCUUAAAACAUGGCAUGGCAAUGACAAGUAAAUAGUAAAGACAGCUAUCAGAAAAUAAAAAAUACGUCUUUAACAUUGUUAUAGUCACCAACGUCUCAGUACCGUCGUUACACACACUGUUAACUAUUCAUCGGUGGACCUUUUGCCUUUUGUAAUAAGGCCCACCGAUGUACAUUAUUGUACAGUUGAGUGUUGCUGUUUGUACCAUAUAUUUUCUAUGGUGCUUUGACCUUCGGCAGUCUAUGUAUCACCUCUAACAGUCGAGGCGCACUAACCAUGGGUGAAUCAACUAUUUCGUUUCACUUCUUGCUAAUGUUACGGUCGCCUGGGUCACUUUUUAAAUCCCCGUUUUAUGGCAUUUAAAAUAAUCAAACGUGCAUUUAUGUGGUGGCUAUAAGCUCUUUCCACUAUGGGCCAUUUAGCAAGCACGAUAAUAUAACGUGGUAAAAUAGUUCUCCUAAUUAGACUAUGCCACUAUUGUCGCCUAGCUGACGGGAUAGACCAUGGGCCAGGAGCAUAUAUCGUUAGUCAUCGCCUCCCGGUUGAUAUUUUGUCAGAUGAUAGUUUAGAUGCUAUCAUGAAUUAAAAAAAUAGUCAGCCGGCUGUAUCGCGGUAGAAAGACAAUCAGUUGAUGAUUUGUGAGUUUUUUUUCAGCCGUCGCCUCCCGAUUGAUAUUGUGUCAAAUGAUAGUUUAGAUGGUAUUUUAAAUUAAAAAAGCCGUCAGCCGGUUGUAUCGCGGUGGAGAGACCGUCAGUUGGUCACAUAAACAUGUAAGAAAUACGCGCCUUACCACUUAUGGUCCGCAAAGUAGGCGUUAUGGGUAAUCAGUUUAUUGAAUCCCUGAUGAAAUGCUACAUGUAAAGUUUCUUAUUUUAGUUAUUACUAUCAUAAAAAGGUAAAACGCUUAUUUUUUCAAUGUUCAUGCGAUCAGCUGACGUUUUUUCCACCUCGAUACAACCGGCUGACGUUGUUUUUUAUUCACAAUAUCCUCUAAACUCUAAACUAUCAUCUGACACAUGAUCAAACGGAAGGCGAUGACUAAAAGAAUCAAUUUUUUACGUGUUUCGGUGGCUCCCAUUCCUCAAUCCACCAACGGAGCGGCAGCUGACGUCCACGAGGGUUCAUCAUACAUAGCCGUUAACCGCUAUACGAGUUAUCGCCCGGGAGGUGAUUGGUCAUGGAAAUCUGUUCGUGGCUCGCGGUCAAG
Molecule: messenger RNA, 3849 nt
Organism: Cydia fagiglandana
Lineage: Eukaryota; Metazoa; Arthropoda; Insecta; Lepidoptera; Tortricidae
Product: longitudinals lacking protein, isoforms H/M/V-like
Exons: 8
Coding region: 197-1870 (557 amino acids)
Biological process (GO): regulation of transcription by RNA polymerase II
Cellular component (GO): nucleus
Molecular function (GO): protein binding; DNA binding
Source: RefSeq, a predicted model, not a curated record